AAUUUUCAUUAAAACUUCAGGAAAACAACUUGUUUAAGGAAUCUCUUAAGUGUAAUUUGGAAUUAAAAUGAAUUUAUUAUAUAGUUUCGUCUUAAUUAUAAGCUUCAUCAAAUUAGUUCACGGGGCGUGUACGUGGCCGUACGGACUGACAAACACGGAGUGGUAUGACGGGGUCGAGGACACCAUAAUGUUCGAUACGAGUACCACAAUGACCGGGUUCUGGUUCACCGUAAAAAAAAGUGAUGGUACGAAUCAAGAGUACACGCAGUGGGAGUGUCUGAGUACUGAUAACCUUGAGACGAAAGGAUACCUUAUUGUCAGGUCCAAAGAAACGUUUCGAAGGUUAAACUCAGAUUUUAGGGGCUACAUGUGCUUACAUCUCACUAGAAUAACAGACUCUUCAUACAGAUACUACGUCUACACAAAAUUGGACUCCAACACGUUCACUGAGCCAAAACGAAUACAAGGAAGCCCCACUGAUCCCACCACAAACCUCGUGUGUCUAGAAGACUAUCUCGACGACAGACCAGCAGAUUCUGAAUAUGGGUUGUGGAUUUCAACAGCCAAUCCAGUCGGUAGUAAAGUAGACUGCCCGUACGUGACGCUUGGAGAUUAUUCCUUCUCCCAUUCGACAGUGGGCACGGGUGUCCCGGUCUCGUGCACGGGUAAAGCGCUUGACAUGUGUACGGACACAUCUCAAAUGACGUUUGACACGUGCAAAUCCGAUGUUGCAAACUCUGUCUCCCCCACGGUUUGGUGCGUGGACAAUGUACCAGUCGGAGACGCCUAUUACGUCACCGUAUACAACGGCAUCGACGCGGACGCCGACAUCGAUGAGUCCACGGUGUAUAGGUUCUCAUGUUUGGCAAUAUCAGCGGACGGCACGAGUGCUUCAGUGGCACCAAGACGCUGUGGGGAGACAGCGACUGCAACACUGGCCCUGACUCAAGAAGAAUCCUGCAUCACCUGCCCCGCGGUGACGGCCCCUUCCGGUGGAACGGUGACGAUCAGUACAGACGGUGCAGUGACCACGGCCAGUUACACGUGCACGGAUCAGUACUCGCUGGCCGGGCCUCAAACUCGGGUCUGUCAGACUAACCAUACUUGGACAGAUGAGGACCCAACUUGCACCUGUAUACUGCCGUCUUCCAUCGCCAAUGGUACGAUGUCGGUAUCUACCGACGGGACAACUUUAACAUACAGUUGUGACGUCGGAUUUGUUCUCGUGGGCGCUCAGACGAGGGAAUGCCAGGCAGACAAUAGUUGGUCCGGAUCUGAACCGACUUGCAACCCGUGUGACGAGCUGACGGCAACGUCUGGUCUGAACGUUCAUUUAACGUCGACUGGAGUGACGUCAACCGUCACGUUUACAUGUGAUCCGUAUUACACGAUGGAUGGCCAAUACGCCGCUACUUGUCAGACGUCAGGCAGUUGGGAUGUCAGUGAACCUAUAUGUGUUAGUUGUUCCUCUCUACCUGCUAUAUCUGUCAGCACGGGAAAUUUGACCGUCGCUACUGACGGCCUUACAACAACAGCAACGUACUCCUGUCCCGACGGCUACGUCGUUACCGGCGAGUCCACGUUGACAUGUGGGACCGACAGCAACUGGAGCGCAGAAACUUCUGACUGUGUAUGUGAUCCACCUGCGCCCGUUGACGGCGGCUCGUUCGAGGUAUCGAGUGACGGCCUAACUGUGACGUUUACGUGCGGGGCCGGGUAUACAAUGGAUGGAACGUCAGAGAUAGCCUGUGACACGGAGGGCGGGGGUUGGCAGAUUUCGUAUCCGAACUGUAGCAAAUGUGAAGACCUGACGGACCCUGCAUCCGGAAGUCUCCAGCUGAGUACAGACGGCACCGAGACGACGGCCCAGUACCUGUGUGGUGUCGGAUACUCCCUUUCCGGUGGAGGGACGGCCACUUGUCAGCCAGACGGGACGUGGUCCACAUCUUCUGAAGCCCCUAUAUGCCAAUCGUGCGAUGACCUAUCCCAGCUAUCAGUCACAGCCGGAAACGUUACCCUGAGCACCAAUGGUACAGCGACGUUUGCAACGUACAACUGUCCAGCCGGCUACCAGGUGAAAGGUUCCCCCAUACUGACGUGUGGGUCGGACGGCAGCUGGGAUUCUGGUCCUUCUGACUGUGUUUGUGAGGAUCCACCGGUCCCCACAGGCGGUAACUUCACCCUCGCCUCUAACGGCCUAUCGGUGACGUAUACGUGUGACGGAGGCUACACCAUGACGGGAACACAAACUAUUUCCUGUGACACGGACGGUGGCGGCUGGGCCAUAAAAUAUCCCAACUGCACGAAAUGCGAGAAUCUUACCACGCCCGCUUCCGGUGACGUCACACUGGUAACGGACGGAACGCAAACCACCGCCCUUUACACGUGCAGUGUUGGUUCGAGUCUGGACGGCGACUCCCAGCCCACGUGCACGGAAGACGGAACGUGGACGGCACAGAGUCCAUCAUGUGUGACCUGUCCCGUUUUACCCACUAUUUCCAUCAGUACUGCGUAUAUAAAUUUGACCACUGACGGCCUAGCGACCACGGCGACGUACGUCUGUCCGGACGGUUACGUUGUGAGCGGGGAGACAACGUUGACGUGUGGAACUGACGGUGCUUGGAGCGCGGGAACGUCAGAUUGUCUAUGUGACGCCCCUCUUGUCCCUACCAACGGGUCCAUGUGGGCAAACGGAAGUCACGCAGAAUUCGAGUGCGAGGCCGGAUACAACCUCUUAGGUUCACCGGAAGUAACGUGCCAGACGGAUGGGUCUGGAUGGAGUAGCCCGUCCCCCGAGUGCAAAUCGUGUAGUACAGUCCCCACUAUAACGGACGGUAUGGUGACUGUAUCCACGGACGGUCUAAUAUCGAGCGCCGAGUACGCCUGUGACGUCGGCCACACAAUGACAGGGACGUCAGUUUUGACGUGCGAUACUUCGGGUGUGUGGAGCGGUAACUCGCCGUCCUGUGUGAAAUGUGACGAUCUAGUAACACUUCAAAGUGGAAACGCCAUUCAGGAGACGAACGGACAGAUCACGACAGUUAUGUAUUCUUGCGCGGAGGGUUAUUAUAUGACCGGGGACAAUACCUCGGUCUGUCAGUCGGGCGGUACAUGGACUAACCCUACACCGAUUUGCAGUUGCCAGUCGGCAGAGGCACCGGCGAACGGCUACAUCAAGUCAGACGACGGGACGGAAGUGACAUACGGGUGUGACGUUAACUACACGUUAACGGGAGACUCAGUUAGGAUGUGCUCUGAUAAUGGAACCGGUUGGAUGGGCACGGAACCGGCUUGUGCACAAUGCGCUCAAGUUCUAGACCUUACAGACGGGUAUUUCACGCUAUCCACGGACGGCCUGCAGACGUACGCCGACUAUUUCUGUGACGUCGGGUACACCAUCAGCGGAGCAGUGGUCAGUUACUGCCAGCAGGAUGGACAAUGGAGCUCUGUCGCCCCCACAUGCGUCCAAUGCCCGGACCUCGAGGUCCCAGCGAGCGGUAAUUUUACGCUAUCCACGGACGGUAAGACCACCCGGGCCUCAUUCACGUGUGCCGAUGGGUACGACCUUGUUGGGGCCUCCACCAGCACGUGCCGGAAGGACAGGAUCUGGAUAGACGACGUACCUACCUGUGCUUGCACAACACCUGCUGCACCGGAAAACGGCGCAGUUAACGCGGACGGACAGACCAUCACUUACACAUGUGACGUAGGCUACACUAUGACCGGAAACGAUAGCGGAGUCUGCGGAAGUGACGGGUCGGGAUGGAGCGUAGAAACACCGUCUUGUGUUCAAUGCACACCUCUAACCAACCUGACGUACGGGUCAAUAUCAUACACCAGCGAUGGUCAGACGACGGUGGCCACUUUCUCCUGUGACGCGGGGUCAACUUUGUCCGGAUUGACCACAUUCAGCUGUGAUACAAGUGGCGCCUGGGAGUUCGAAGAACCCGAGUGUGUGAGCUGCCCUGCGCUGCCGGCCCUCUCAGUCAGCACGGGUAACGUGACUGUUACCUCCGACGGCGAAGUGACAACGGCGACGUACCAGUGUCCUGAUGGCUACGUUGUGAGCGGGGACACAAACCUGACGUGUGGAGCGGACGGUGUAUGGAGCACAGAGCCGUCGGAUUGUGUUUGUGAACCACCCACAGUUGUGGAAGGCGGUGCCUAUCUGAUAUCCGCAGACGGUUUGACGGUAACGUUUUCUUGUGACACCGGCUACACUAUGGUUGGGACGUCAGAAAUCGCAUGUGACGCAAAUGGAGCGGGGUGGGAGAUUGUUUAUCCAAAUUGCAGCAAGUGCGAAAGCGUCCCCGCGGUCUCUUCUGGAAGCGUCGAGCUGGCGACGGACGGCACCCAAACAACUGCCCAGUACUUAUGCGGCGUCGGAUUUUCGUUGUACGGAGGUUAUACUCCGGUCUGUCAGGAGGACGGAACAUGGACCACUUCUGGAACAACGCCUGCUUGUGUUUCAUGCGGCGCGCUGACGGACAUAUCGAUAUCAACCGGAAAUGUGACUCUCAGUACCAACGGCUCUCAGUCAGUCGCCAACUACAACUGUCCGGACGGGUACAAGGUCAAGGGCGCCUCUACCCUGACUUGUGGUUCGAAUGGUACAUGGGACGCGGAGCCUUCUGAUUGUGUAUGUGCGGACCCUCCAACGCCUACCGGCGGCGAAUUCACGUUGGCGGAGGACGGUUUGUCUGUGACGUUUACGUGUGAGGCGGGCUACACGAUGACGGGGGCACAGAUCAUCUCCUGUGACACAGAGGGUGGAGGUUGGGCAGCAGCCUACCCGAACUGCUCUAAAUGUGAGGAUCUGGCGUCACCAACGUCAGGUAACGUUUCGCUGGUGACAGACGGCUCACAAACGACGGCGGUGUACACAUGCAGCGUAGGUUCCAGCUUGGAUGGACAGUCCCAGCCCUCGUGCACGGAGGACGGAACAUGGACGGCAGUCAGUCCUACAUGUGUGACCUGCCCCCAGUUACCAAACGUAGCAAUAAGCACUGCUAGCAUUAACAUAAGCAGCGACGGUGUCACAACAACAGCGACGUACGUCUGUCCCGACGGUUACGUUGUGAGUGGGGAAGAGACGUUAACGUGUGGAACUGACGGGACGUGGAGCGCCCCUGCCUCGGACUGUGUCUGUGAUACACCACCUGUGUCUACGGGAGGGAACGUGGCGUCUUCGAUUGACGGCCUAAGCGCCACGUUUACGUGCGGGGAGGGGUAUACCAUUUCCGGGACGAGCGUGCUAGAGUGUGCCACUGACGGAAGCGGGUGGUCCACGGAUGCCCCCAAUUGCACAAAGUGCGAUGACCUGGGUUCCCCUACCGCGGGAUACUCGACCGUGGAGACAAACGGAACCCACACGACGGUGGUAUAUAGUUGCGGGGUUGGGUAUUCCCUUUCCGGUACUGGUGCGGCAGAGUGCCAAGAUGACGGUACUUGGACCACGUCCGAGACACCAACAUGUGUGGCAUGUCCGAGUCUUCCUCCAGUUUCUGUGACAUCCGGCGACGUCAUCUUAACAACGAACGGUUCCACCACUUUGGCGACGUACACAUGCCCUUCCGGUUACCAGGUCCAGGGGGAAACUGUUCUGACAUGUGUCGCAGACGGCAUUUGGAGUGCAGAGCCUUCCGACUGUGUCUGUGAGACCCCUACGGCUCCUGAUGGCGGAGCGUUCAAUGUAACUGAUGACGGACUGUCUGUGACGUUUUCGUGUGGAGCGGGCUACACAAUGUCCGGGACACCGACGUUUGGUUGUGAUACGGGAGGAAAUGGCUGGAACUUUGAGUACCCAAAUUGCACUAAGUGUGAGGAUUUAACAUUACCAACUUCCGGUGACGUCACACUUGUAACUGACAGUCAACAGACGACUGCAGUGUACACGUGCAAUGUGGGAUCAACGCUGAACGGAGACUCGACGCCAACGUGCCAGGAAGACGGAACGUGGACGGCUGAUAGUCCAACAUGUGUAUCAUGUCCCAGUUUGCCAGAGGUUUCUGUAAGCACCGGAUAUGUCAACGUUACUUCCAACGGUACAACCACAUCGGCGACGUAUCAUUGUCCCGACAAUUACAUCGUCAGCGGCGAGUCGACCUUGACGUGUGGAGCAGACGGCAGCUGGAGUACUUCAACGUCAGACUGUGUUUGUGAACCUCCGCCGACAGAGGAUGGUCGGGCCGUGACUGUUUCCGACGAUGAAAUGUUUGUUGUGUUUGCGUGUGAAGAAGGCUACACAAUGGUCGGUUCAGCUAAUACAGUGUGUGGUACAGAUGGAACAGGAUGGGAGGUCGACUUUCCCAACUGCACAAAAUGUGAAGACCUAGUUCCACCGACAAACGGAAAUGUUUCGUUGACGACCAACGGAACCCUAUCCACUCUACAGUAUAGCUGCGGACUUGGUUACUCUAUAUCUGGGGAGGGAUAUGCAGAGUGCUUGACGGACGGAACAUGGACGCUGACGGGAACUCCAACAUGUGUGGCCUGUUCGGAUCUCCCAGCAGUCGCCAUACCAUCCGGGGGUUUCGAGUUGACAACAGACGGCUCCACGACCCUGGCGUCCUACAGUUGCCCUUACGGCUACCAGGUGCUUGGGGAGGCUAUGCUGACAUGUGGGGUGGAUGGCAUGUGGAGCUCAGAGCCUUCCCAGUGUGUAUGCGAAACCCCUUCAUCACACGUUGGCGGUACGUUCAACGUGUCGGAUGACGGUAUGACGGUGACGUUUUCGUGUGACGCUGGCUACACUUUGGUCGGCGGACAGACGGUGACGUGUGAUCAAAAUGGCGGCGGCUGGGCGUCGGCGCUGCCAAAUUGCACUAGGUGUGCAGACUUAUUACAACCGGCAUCAGGGAGCGUUACCUUGGUGACGGACGGACAGACCACAAGCGCUGACGUUAAAUGUAAGGUCGGGUUUACUGUGCAGGGAGAGGCGUCACCCACAUGUCUGUCUGAUGGAUCGUGGACCAGUACGGAGACGUCGUGUGCCACCUGUGCCUCUCUUCCCAUGGUCACACAUAGCGGAACUAGCACUUCCACAAACGGCACACACACGAUCGCCUCGUACACGUGUGACGUCGGUACAACGUUGGCAGGGACCGCAACCCUCGUCUGCCUCUCUGACGGCAUGUGGUCGCCGAGUCCGCCAGAAUGUGUGGAAUGUCCAGCACUUACAAACGAAAAUGGUGAUGUCACAGCCAGCACAGACGGUCUUACGACGACUGUGACGUUUACGUGCAGUGACGGAUAUGUGCUGAAAGACACCGGACUGACGUCAACAAACGUCACGUGUGGAACUUCCGGUGUGUGGUCGGAAAUACCCGUUUGCGUGUGUGUUGACCCCCACCCUCUGACUGAUGGCUCAGUACAGACGGACGGACUGGUGGCCAUGUACUCUUGUGACGUCGGGUACAGCCUUGAAGGGCAACGCCUCAUUGAGUGUGGAAGCAGCGGCCAGGGAUGGCUGGAAUCACCGCCAACUUGUUCUGAAUGCCAAAGUCUGACUAGCCCUACAGACGGCAGUUUUACCUUCUCCUCAAACGGCACAGUUACGGUAGCGACGUUUACGUGUGAUGUGGGAACGACGUUGAACGGAAACACGUCAACAACAUGCUCGGGCGCUGGUGUCUGGACUGGAAGUGUACCGCAAUGCGUGAAGUGUGCGAGUCUGCCAAUCCCCGCUAACGGAGAGUAUGUGAUGUCCACUACGGGUGAAGUGACCAGUGUCCAGCUUCAGUGUUCGGACGGCUACCAGGCCAGCGGCUUUACAUCAGUGGAGUGUGGGCCAGACGGGACGUGGCAGUUUGACCAGCUCAGCUCGUGUGAGUCAGUCGGUGGAUCCGAUGGCGAAGGUGGUGGCAGCUCCCUCCUGGCUCCCCUGAUCGCCGUCAGCGUCAUCUCAAUCAUCAUUAUUGCUGUCCUGACGGGGCUACUGGCAUACUUCUACCGCAAGAACAGUACUCAACAGAGGAACGCGCAGUACUCUUUUAAUAAAUUUUCCGACCCGUCCUAUUACCGUAUGGACAAGGUCGAAGAUUUCCCCAUUCCGCUAGAGCGGGCGACGACUUCCAUGGCACCUGUCAAUCAUCAACACCACGUGAUGGAAAAGCGUGUGAUCAUGGCCACCUCGCCCGCCCCCUCAGCGGUGGUUAAGAAACCUGUCAAGCCGAAAUCUCGCGAACCCCAGUCUUCAACUAGCACUGAUAUUGAGACGCAUAGAUCCGGGGAAAGUGUUAUAAGUUUUAAAAGAAGUAAAACGUCUUUAACCCAGAAGAGUUUAGCGAGUAUCAGCGCAAUAGAAAUUGGUUCGCAACCCACUACCCCUUCUCCGAGAGCAUUACUUACACCUCCGUCCAACCCCAACAGGUUAUCGCCUCUAAUCAAUCACAAAGCGAUGUUCGGGAAGCUACCUACGACCUCUCCUAAAGCGGGAAGAUCCGGCGUACCUAGACUCGAUCUUGAUGGGCGUGGCUCCCCAAGGCCGACCACGCCCGUGAGAUGUAAUACGCCCAUUAGCCACGCCCUUCGGAUCUCGGACAUAGAAAAUAAGGCGGAGGCGUCAGUGUCCGCCGUGGGAAAUUAAGAACGAAUAUUCCGUGAAUGCAUCCGACAACUUAAAACAUUAAUUUGAUAUUCCUUAAUGAAAAGUGACAACUCAAGUUUCAGCAUAGUUAAUGCCAAUAUGCUUUAAUAACACCAAGAUAAAAAAAAAUGAGCGUGUCGCCAUCAUCACAGUUUCCUUUUGUGUUGUUAUGCACCAGUCAGUUGUAACCACGCCCCCCCCCCCCUCAAGGUUCAAGGGUAUACCGGGGAUAGCCGGGAAAUUGGGUCGUGUUUUUACCUUCCAUGUGGCCCCGCAUUGCCGGGUGAAUGCGGUAGUUUUGUCUUCGCGCCAAAUAUAGCGGGUAAUUGGUCUUACCUAGAGUCCCUGGACCGAAAAUCAAAGUCCCGGCUAUUCCCGGACGUGGGGGAGCCGUGGUUACAAUUGACUGAUGCAUUAGCUCACAGGAUGACGUCAUGUUCGAGUGUGUUUUUAAGAUCGUCCGCCCAAUGUUCGGCGUUUCAAUAAAUGCUUUUACUCAUAGAUUUUAUGUUUGCAUUUUUAGCGCACGUGACGCGUAGGCUUUCCCCAUCGCCCACCGUCCAGCGUUCGUCCAUCGCCCGUCCGUCAGUCUUCCGUCAACAAUUGCUUCAAACAAUUUCAUCUCCUAAAUCACUUGUCCUAUUUGGAUGAAACUCCAUUGGGAUGUUCCUUAGAUGGAGCCUUUCAAAAUUGUUCAAAGAACUGAAUUCCAUUUUACAAUUUCUUUAAACAAACGAUGAGGCGUUGAGCUUAGAUAUUUGGUUUGUUACGUUUUCAUAAUGUUUUAUCAUUCAAAACAGUUAUUGGUCACAUUUUCAACGAUUUAUGAUGCUAUAAAACGUGAACAAGUCCGUUUAAACCGCUUCUUUUCUUCGAACUUAGGUAAGCAAUUGACCGAUUUUAAUAAUACUACACCUGUAUGUUUUGUUUUUGUUUUUUUAGCUAUCUGGGUUUUGGCUGCAUACUGCCUACUGCGCAAUACGGAUUUUGGCUGCAUAAUGGCUUUUUGCUGUAAAAUGACUAUUGGCUGUAUUAUAGUUAU
Mya arenaria is the source of this 9629-nucleotide messenger RNA. Its product is annotated as sushi, von Willebrand factor type A, EGF and pentraxin domain-containing protein 1-like. The coding region runs from base 68 to 8587 and encodes 2839 amino acids. Lineage: Eukaryota; Metazoa; Mollusca; Bivalvia; Myida; Myidae. The record is from RefSeq and is a predicted model, not a curated record. The transcript is spliced from 51 exons.